Molecule: messenger RNA, 2824 nt
Organism: Carlito syrichta (Philippine tarsier)
Lineage: Eukaryota; Metazoa; Chordata; Mammalia; Primates; Tarsiidae
Gene: PDGFC
Product: platelet derived growth factor C
Exons: 7
Coding region: 547-1374 (275 amino acids)
Biological process (GO): positive regulation of phosphatidylinositol 3-kinase/protein kinase B signal transduction; positive regulation of cell population proliferation; platelet-derived growth factor receptor signaling pathway
Cellular component (GO): membrane
Molecular function (GO): platelet-derived growth factor receptor binding; growth factor activity
Source: RefSeq, a predicted model, not a curated record
CUCUGCGGCACAGCUCGGGAUUUGUUUAAACCUUGGGAAACUGGUUCAGGUCCAGGUUUUGCUUUGAUCCUUUUCAAAACUGGAGACACAGAAGAGGGCUCUAGGAAAAAGUUUUGGAUGGGAUUAUGUGGAAACUACCCUGCGAUUCUCGGCUGCCAGAGCAGGCUCGGCGCUUCCACCCCCGUGCAGCCUUCCCCUGGCGGUGGUGAGAGAGACUCCGGAGUCGCCGCUUCCCAAGUGCCCGCCGCGAGUGAGCUCUCGCCCCGGUCAGCCAAAUGCUCCUCUUCGGGCUUCUCCUGCUGACGUCUGCCCUGGCCGGCCAGAGACCGGGGGCUCAGGCUGAGUCCAACCUGAGUAGCAAAUUCCAGUUCUCCAGCAACAAGGAACAGAACGGGAGGAACUAUACCCAAGCAUCUGGACUGGCAUAGAAAAGAGGAGAAAGAACAUUUAAAAGGAGUCCAAGAUCCCCAGCAUGAGAGAAUUAUUACUGUGUCUACUAAUGGAAGUAUUCACAGCCCGAGGUUUCCUCAUGCUUAUCCAAGAAAUAUGGACUUAGUAUGGAGAUUAGUAGCAGUAGAGGAAAAUGUAUGGAUACAACUUACUUUUGAUGAACGAUUUGGGCUUGAAGACCCAGAAGAUGACAUAUGCAAGUAUGAUUUUGUAGAAGUUGAGGAACCCAGUGAUGGAACUAUAUUAGGGCGCUGGUGUGGUUCUGAUGCUGUACCAGGAAAACAGAUUUCGAAAGGAAAUCAAAUCAGGAUAAGAUUUGUAUCUGAUGAAUAUUUUCCUUCUGAACCUGGGUUCUGCAUCCACUACAACAUUGUCAUGCCACAAGUCACAGAAGCUGUGAGUCCUUCAGUGUUACCCCCUUCAGCUUUGCCACUGGACCUGCUUAACAAUGCUGUUACUGCCUUCAGUACCUUGGAAGAUCUUAUUCGGUAUCUUGAACCUGACAGGUGGCAGUUGGACUUAGAAGAUCUGUAUAGGCCAACUUGGCAACUUCUUGGCAAGGCUUUUGUUUUUGGAAAAAAAUCCAGAGUGGUGGAUUUGAACCUUCUGAAAGAGGAGGUAAGAUUAUACAGCUGCACACCUCGUAACUUCUCGGUGUCCAUAAGGGAAGAACUAAAGAGAACCGAUACCAUUUUCUGGCCAGGUUGUCUCCUGGUUAAACGCUGUGGUGGAAACUGUGCCUGUUGUCUCCACAAUUGCAAUGAAUGUCAAUGUGUCCCAAGCAAAGUUACUAAAAAAUAUCAUGAGGUCCUUCAGUUGAGACCGAAGAUUGGUGUCAGGGGAUUGCAUAAAUCGCUCACCGAUGUGGCCUUGGAACACCAUGAGGAGUGUGACUGUGUGUGCAGAGGGAACACAGGCGGAUAACUGCAUUGCCAAGAGGAGCCCUUGCCAGAGCUAUGCCUUGCAGUGGCUGACUCUGUUAGAGAAUGUACGCGUUAUCUCCAUCCCUAAUCUCAGUUGUUUGCUUCAAGGACCUUUCAUCUUCAGGAUUUACAGUCCAUUCUAAAAGAGGAGACAUCACACGUAAUUUUGGAGUUGUGCAACAGCUCUUUGGAGAGGAGGCCCAGAGGACAGGAGAAAAGGUCUUCAAUCAUGGAAAUAAUUAAAUGCUGUAGAUCACUAGCUAGUUACAGAGCUCCCAUGUACCUAUGCCACUAGCUGCGUUCUGUAUUUCAGUUGUCUUGAUAUGACUUAGGUGAAUGUCAGGACAGGAAAAAAAACUGUGUGCCAGUGAUCACCUGAUUCUGUUGCCUUUAAUUCUAAAGAUCCAUGUUCUUGGCCUAAAAUUACAGAAAAUCUGGAAUAUUUUCCUUAUAUUCACAUAUAUAAACCGGAAUGUUCUGUGUUCUACAAACUUGGUUUUUAAAAAGGAACUAUGUUGCUAUGAAUUAAACUUGCUUCAUGCUGAUAAGAAAGACUGGAUUUUCCAUAUUUCUUAUUACAUUCUCUGCCAUUUAGAGGAAGAGAACUACGUUCAUGGUUUGGAAAAAGACAAACCUGAAAAGAAGAGUGGCCUUAUCUUCACUUUAUCUAUAAGUUGGUUUAUUUGUUUAAUUAUGUACAUUUUUAUAUUCUCCUUUUGACAUUAUAACUGUUGGCUUUUCUAGUCUUGUUAAAUAUAUCUAUUUUUACCAAAGGUAUUUAAUAUUCUUUUUUAUGACAACCUAGAUCAACUAUUUUUAGCUUGAUAAAAUUUUCUAAGCAAAAUUGUUAUAGCCAGAGGAACAAAGAUGUUAUAAAAUAUUGUUGCUCUGACAAAAAUACAUGUAUUUCAUUCUUGUAUGGUGCUGGAGUUUAGAUUAAUCUGCAUUGAAAAAUAUUGAAAUAGAAUUGGUGAGUUGCAAAGACCUUUUUGAAAAUAAAUAAGUUAUCAUGUUUUCCACCCCUGUUAUUGGAUAUGCAAAUAAAAAACAACUUAUGAAAGUAGAUUUCGUAUCCAGGUACUACUAAUCCUUUUCUGGAGGAAAGAUGGGCCUAGCUCAGAACAUAAAGCACCUUCAAAGAGAACUUGGCAGCUUCCUGACAAAGCGUGCUGUGCUGUGCUGUAGGAAUGCAUCCUAUUUAUUGUGAUGUUAGGGUUGUAUUAUCUUUAAACUCUGUUCCAUACGCUUGUAUAAAUACAUGGAUAUUUUUGUGUACAGAAGUAUAUCCUUUAACCAGUUCACUUAUUGUACUCUUUGGCAAUUGAAAAGAAAAUCAGUAAAAAACUUUGCUUGUAAAAUGCUUAAUAUUGUGCCUAGGUUAUGUGGUGACUAUUUGAAUUAAAAAUGUAUUGAAUUAUCAAAUAAAAGAAUGUGGCUAUUUUGGGGAGAAA